Messenger RNA from Xyrauchen texanus (razorback sucker), 3614 nucleotides. Its product is annotated as regulator of G-protein signaling 3-like. The record is from RefSeq and is a predicted model, not a curated record. NCBI's taxonomy places the organism in Eukaryota, Metazoa, Chordata, Actinopteri, Cypriniformes, Catostomidae. Gene Ontology annotation, cellular component: nucleus; plasma membrane. Gene Ontology annotation, biological process: signal transduction. The transcript is spliced from 16 exons. Gene Ontology annotation, molecular function: protein binding. Bases 99 to 2774 code for a protein of 891 amino acids.
CGAAGUGAAGCAUCAUCACCUGUGUGACUACUUUUAUUGAAGACACCAAAAGUCGAAUACAGUGGCGUAGAUGUAGGUGGAUGCAUAUAGAGUGAGCUAUGCAUACUAUCCACGGACUGUGCAGGCUCUGCAUCGAACGAAACUUGCCACAGGUGACCAUUUUGAGAGGAAAAGAUGGUUUUGGUUUCACCAUCUGCUCUGACUCACCUGUGCGGGUCCAAGCUGUUGAUCAAGGCGGACCAGCUCAUCAGGCUGGAUUACAACAGCUGGACACAUUAUUACAAUUGAAUGGCCAGCCAGUUGAACACUGGAAGUGUGUGGAACUGGCGCAUGCCAUCAGGAAUUGUCGUGAUGAGAUCACAGUGGUGGUAUGGAGGACAGUGCCUGUUAUGAAGCCUUACUAUGAGGGACUCAUCCACAGGCCUUCUUACAAACCCUCCGGUUUUGACACUCAAUCUUCUAAUACAAAGACACAAAACAAAACCCCACCUUUGCUCUCUCGACCCACCAACCACAAACAGAGCCGGCGUAAGAAAGGAAGUGGGCACAAUGACACAGGAAAUGGAGUAGGAGAGUCAUUGUGGUCAUGGACUGGGAAACGAGAGGAGAAUGACUACAAAACACGCACUCAGACCCUCAAAGGUACACGUGUGACAUCAUCAAAUGGCGACAACUACAUCAUCCUAUCUCCUGUCAGCCCUGGAAACCAGAUAUUGCAGCCGGUGUAUUCUGACAACAAUGGAACGCUGGGAACUCUAGGAAGAAUCUAUCAGACUCAUCCAAGCAGAGAGCUGCAGCAGAGCCCAGGAUACCUGCAAGAUGGCCAACUGCAAGCACAAGCCACCCUAUGCAGGUCUAUGAGCAGUAAGACUGCCUCCAUGGCUCCAUCAUCCUACAGACAGAGUUUUGCCAACUACCAGAACUGCACCAUCGUCCAGUCCCACCUGCCCCACUCUAACUAUGGGACAUAUGUCAGUCUGGCCCCUAAGAUUCUCAUCUUCCCUAUUUUUGUGCAGCCACUGGACCUGUGCAGCCCUGAGAGAGUCCUGAUAUUAUCAGAGGAAAUGAUCCUUCAUGACAGUAAACACAUAGCUCUUAAGACUACAGUGUUCAUCUACACAGACUUGAUGCUGUUGACCAGGGAGGAUGAACCAGGCCGCUGUAAUGUACUGCAGAGUCCACUCUACCUCCAUCAGAUAGACCUGCAGGAUGUUCCUGCUGACAAACUACGGCUGUACAUCUCCUACUGGAUAGAGAGGACUGAGUGUCUUUUCAGCCUGGAAGCCUUUUCAGCUGAACAGAAGAGGAGGGUCGUCCAGUGUCUAAGAGACAAUAUUGACAAGCAGCUUGCCCUCAGAGACAGAAUCAGCCCUGAUCAGAUGCUGGAACCAAAAGCAGCCGAACAGACUGAUCUGGGUUUGCUGGGCUUCAGCCCUCACAGUGUGUCUGAGCCCUGUUCCCCAUCAUGCCCCUCUUCAUCGCCCAUCAUGAGAAGAAACAACUGCAGCUCCCCAGCUCAGCUACUCUCUCACCCAGACCUGCAUGGCAGCUCUGGAGAUGCAAGCCAAACUAUUCCACCUUCACGAGACAGCUGCAAACCUGCACACAUGGAGACACCCGAGAUCUGGAAGGAGAGACCGAAGGAGGUGAAAGGAGGUGGGGAUGAGUCAGAUCUGGAGAAGAGGGAGCAGGGGGAGGGUGAGAGUGCAUCCGAGACGAUCAGCGUUGGCGCCAGACCCACAUCUUCAUUGUCCUCUUCAUCUCCUCUCGUCAUUCCCAAGCUGUGCUUGGAUCGCUCCUUCAACACAGAUGCUUUGACUUCACCAUCCACUGAUGAUGAUGAUGAAGAUGAUGAGGAAGAUGAGGAGGAAGCAGACAGUGAUGAAGGCUUUCUGAAGAGGAGGAGUAUGGUAGAACCAUCUCCUGCUGGUGGACAGCAGAGUGGAGGCUUGUGUGUGCAGAGGUCUCUCCACAGACGCACGCACAGUGAGGGAAGUUUGCUGCAAGAGCCCAGAUCUCCUCGCUUCAUCUCCGAUCAGGCAAUCGACUGUAUAGAGGCCAAGCGGGAGACUCCGGAGCGCUGGGCAAUCCCCUCGCCACAGACUCUAAGGAAAGAGCUGACCAAGAAUGGAGGAUCUGUCCACCAGAUCUGUCUGCUCUUCACUGGAAGGAGGAUUUGUGGCAUGCCAAACUGUAAAUGUGACACAGGAAAAAGUGCUUUUAAAAAGAAGAAAUCCAAGAAUUUGGCCAAAGACAUGAAAAAUCGACUGACUUUCCUGCGGAAGAAGAGCAACGACAGACAUGGCAGCAAUCCAGUCAGCAAGCUUGAGAAAAUCCUCAAGUCAGAUAAACCAUCUCCAGAUGAAGCUGUCAAAUGGGCAGAGUCGCUCGAUGUUCUGCUUACUCACAAAUAUGGCCUGGCAGUGUUCCGCUCUUUCCUACAAACAGAGUUCAGCGAGGAGAAUCUGGAUUUUUGGCUGGCAUGUGAGGACUUCAAGAGGAUCAAAUCACUGUCCAAAAUGGCAUCCAGAGCAAAGAAGAUAUUCACUGAGUACAUCUCCAUACAGUCCUGUAAAGAGGUUAAUCUGGACUCAUACACCAGGGAGCACAUCAAGGAAAAGAUGGAGAACAUCUGUGCAGACUGCUUUGACCUGGCUCAAAGCAGAAUCUUUGGACUCAUGGAAAGAGACUCGUACCCUCGAUUCCUCCGCUCUGACAUUUACAUGGAAUUAACCAACCAAAAGAGACCCAACUCUUCCACAGAUUUAUCUUAGAGCUAUGAAAACAAACUGUAAAACUUUUCAGAUCAGUAUUGCUGGAGACAGGCAACAGAUGUAUGAAAUGUGGAUUUAGUACAACAGGACAUGUCUACAUUCACACUGUCCAUUUCAUGCACAGCUUCAUGUUUACACGUCAGUCGCUAAGCACCUUGGAGAGACUGUUGGAUCCUUCACGUCAAUUUGUACUAUUUGCUUUUGAAUGAUGCUUUGCUGCACCCUGUUGGAUGGUUUUGUCGAUGAGACAGUGAUGUGUCAUGAAUGUGCUCGGAAGGAUUGACUGAAGUCAAUUUAUUAGUGCCCAAAACAAUGGAAGAUCCAACGUCAUGGAAGAUGCAAAGCUUGUUGAGUAUUAGAGCAAAGAGACAUUUUGGUACUGUUUUGUUUAGCUUUACCAAGAUAUUUCAUUAUUUCAGUUCGAUUUUCUUGUGUACACUAUACCUCAACAUACGCCAGAGAAUAAACACCAUUACAAAGAUACAUUCCAGUUACAUGUUGAGAUGAUUUUGGGGGAAAAAGGAUUUCUUAAGUAUUGUUUAACAUUAAUGUCCUUUCCUUUUUUUUCUGGAAGGCAGUCGACACAGUGUUUAAAAGAUGACAUGUACGUCUAAAUUCUUAUUUGAUCUUUUGCAUAAACUACAGUUCAUGUUUUUUCUUAACAACUAUUGUUGUUUCACAUCAACAAUGUGGAAUUCAGUAAGGUUAAGACCACACCUCACCAUUGUUUUUAAUGUGUAAUCUUUAUAUGCUCUCAAUAUUACUCUGGAAAAAAUAUUUACAAACAGAACACCCAUUUCUAUUAAUAUAAUGGACUUGGAUCUAACCCUCAUGUUUUAG